AUGAUAAAAGAGAGCCCAGUUGGUCGAAUACACUUUUGGAGCACCAAUGCUGAGUUGUGUCAUUUUGAAGUUCUAAUCGCUCGGAGACAGUCGUUCUCUAUGACAAGGUUAUACGACUUGGUUGACUUACAAUGGCUGGAGGCCCUGAUCGUGACCAACCUCGCGAUCUGUUUUAUAUUCAUUCAUACAUCAAUUCAAUGCUGUAAAAAGUCUAGUAAGUUUGACUAUUAAUGUUUUGUAGGUAUAUUGUAGUAGUGUUUCUGAAUAUACCGCUAAGCAUAACUUUUCCAAAAUAUCUUUUGACAUAUUGUUUAUAUUGUCAGAUAAAUUGAGUUUUUUUCAGCUCCGGCUGCAAAGCCUUCUCUCAUUCUACCGCCAACUUCUGCGUCUUCGCCAGCUUCGCCCGCGGCCCUUCCAGCGGCCAAUGCGACUGAUCCUCCUGGACCGGCUGGAGAUAAACCAGCGGCCGCUGCCGAGAACCCAACCCAGUCGCCGGCCGUCAAGGAACAAGAGAUGAAGAGCAUGCAGACUCAGCAGUCGUCCAAGAAGAGUGCCUCCAAGAAGUCAGAGAAGAGUAAGAAGUCCAAGUCACAGAAGGAGAAGGAACGGUCCACGGAAGAUGUAAGUUUAUCAGUAGAAAUAUUUUGAAACUCAAUUGUACAGCCAAUGCUGUUUAUUUGUCCGUUCUGUUUAAGAAAGGGCCUAAAUUCACUUAAAUAUUAUAUUAUUUAUGAUUUUUCUUGAAGUUACACUCAAUUUUUCGAAAGAUCUCAAGUAAUGUGAUCGUAAAAAGGACAAAUAAUAUGAUUGUAAUGUUAUACACAUGGUUUCAGAAGAAGGAAGACAAAGACGACUCAUUCGAACGCCGGAAACCCAAAGUAAAGGAAGCGGGCCGGGCCGAGGAGAUUCGAGAACGAGGCGCCGUGCCCAGGGAACGGGAUGACUACAAGACGAUGAAGGCUGGCAUGCCGACUAGCGACUUCGACAAGUCCCUGAACCUGCCCCAAGACAACAAGAAGGACGUGUUUGUAUAA
This is a messenger RNA of Bursaphelenchus okinawaensis, 1034 nucleotides long. Lineage: Eukaryota; Metazoa; Nematoda; Chromadorea; Rhabditida; Aphelenchoididae. The record is from the annotation of a GenBank genome assembly.